CUUGGACCGGUGAACACCCUGAUGGGGAUGGGAUGGGGAUGGGAUGGGAUUGUCUACAGUUUGUAUGAGAUACUGCAGCUGGGUUCAGGGAGAAUUGCUGCUCGUGUGGCAGAUUGGUCCCUCAAGUCUACGUUACAUUCCACAGUACGACGUCGGGAGCAGUAACCGCCGCGGACCUUCGCUCGCACAUCCUUAGCCAUGCCCAAAUUUCAACUCGAAUACGAGCAAGAGACGCCCAAGUUCCUUCGCAUCCUGAAGGGGGAGCAACAAGCUGAAGUCCAACAGAAGCACAUUAAGCCACCACAGCUGGAUUCCGAUGACGAGCAAGAUGAUGACGCACCACAAGUCGUUAUGCUCAAAGGCAAGAAAGCACGGUACCUGGACGAAGACGAGAGUCAACGUGCUCUGAAGGGAGAAAAAGUUGCAAAGCCCUUAAAAAAUGCCGAGACUGAGGAUAAGGCCUUGACCUCCUCAGCUGUCCCCGCGCCGAGCUUCACCAAGCGGGCCAAGGAUGCUGCCCUUACGAGGAAGGGCCUCGUCGUUUCUUCUGGAGCGGAGAAGAGGAAGCGGCCAGACACAAACAUUGGGUUGGCAGGAGAAAAGCAGGAGAAUGGCGCGCCCAAGGAGGAAACGGAGAGGGCGCCCGUGAAGGCAGCGAAGAAAGCGAAGGGCAAGGCCGGGAAGGUCACCCUUUCAUUCGAUGAUGAAGAGUGAGAGAGUGAGAAAGGAACGAAAUCGACGCGCAAAACACAGUGCUGCUUUCGUUGAGGGUACAGCUGUGCUCGGGACGUACAGCAUAUUGCUGUUGAAGGCUAAUCAUGACGCCUGCCGUCCUUGCUCCACGCGGGCGAGGAAGGCAGAUGCACUUCACGCCUUGAGGUGUAGCAGUCUCAGAGCCUCUGUGACUGCUGGAUGAUUUACGUCUGCCGGCACAUGUCUGAGACUGCUACAGUGGGUGAUCCGGAGAUCCAUGGACAGUCCAGCGAAUGGAGCACGCAAAGACAAGGGUGGAGGACUUAAAUUAUAAAUACAGAAAAGGCAAGAGUA
Messenger RNA from Saitoella complicata NRRL Y-17804, 1047 nucleotides. RefSeq lists its product as uncharacterized. Lineage: Eukaryota; Fungi; Ascomycota; Saitoellomycetes; Saitoellales; Saitoellaceae. The record is from RefSeq and is a predicted model, not a curated record. The transcript has 4 exons. Bases 199 to 714 code for a protein of 171 amino acids.